Molecule: messenger RNA, 1287 nt
Organism: Xylaria bambusicola
Lineage: Eukaryota; Fungi; Ascomycota; Sordariomycetes; Xylariales; Xylariaceae
Product: Fcf1-domain-containing protein
Exons: 13
Coding region: 325-927 (200 amino acids)
Cellular component (GO): small-subunit processome; nucleolus
Source: RefSeq, a predicted model, not a curated record
AAUGAAGAUUUCUCAGAAUUGAAUGAAGCCUCAAUUGCAUAUAUUUAUUUGUAGGUGCAGAGUAGGUGCAUUAAUUGCUUCUUAUGGUCCUCGGACACUAGCCGCUUUGGGUAGCUCAUGGAAAAGUGGACCCGCCAUUCAAACUUCGGAUUUUUUUUAGUGUAGGUUUUUGAUGGUAUCGAGGUAGGGACCAUUAUCAAAUGACAACUUCUAGCAGCCUUGCUUCCCCCCGAACAUUACCCUCUCACAAUAGGCAGAGGAAUUUCUAGGCGUAUCAAAUUCACCGAUUUCUACUUGUUGAGAUAACCUACUAUAGACGUCACCAUGGGUGUAGCCAAGAAGACACGGAAAUUCGCCACUGUCAAACGCAUCAUCGGCCAGCGAGAUGCCCGCCUUAAAAAGAAUCAAGGCAAGGCUGAGGCCAAGAACCCUCAGAACCAAAAGACCGGUGGCCCUUCCAACGAUCAGGUCGUUCGGGAAAUACCACAGGCGCCAUCCAGUCUCUUCUUUCAACACAAUCAAGCUCUAAAACCGCCAUAUUCAGUUCUCGUGGAUACCAAUUUUUUGAGUCAUACGAUCCAACGUAAACUUCCUCUGCUAGAGUCGAUGAUGGAUUGUCUCUAUGCCAAAUGUAUCCCCAUUAUAACCUCCUGCGUGAUGGCCGAAUUAGAAAAGCUUGGUCCAAAAUACAGGAUGGCUUUACGAAUAGCGCGCGACGAAAGAUGGGAGCGUAUUGAAUGCGAUCAUAAAGGCACAUACGCAGAUGACUGCAUUGUAGACAGAUGCAUGAAACACCGCGUCUAUAUCGUCGCGACUAAUGAUAAAGACCUCGUUCGACGCAUUAGAAAGAUACCUGGUGUACCAAUCAUGAACGUGGCGCGAGGAAAAUACGUGAUCGAACGUCUCCCAGGAGCUCCUGAUCCGUGAAGAGAAUCAAGCAUACUGCGAAUUUAUUCGGCGUUUUGAAAUGGUUCUGAAUUUUUGUGGCAUAACAACGGCGUUAAGGAGGAAAAUAUGAACAUGGCCAUGCAUGAGUACACGUCUUUUCACCCUGUCGAGGGCUUUCGAUGAGAAGCUACCAUGUCUGUGAUCACAAUAGAGUAUUAGCUGCACUGGGUGGCCUAGUGCAGUUUAUAUAGAUGCUAUGCGUUUGUUUGCGGAGACUACAAGAUGACAAGUCGCGAUCUUUGUCCUGCUACCUAGACCACAGGAUGUUAAUCGGAAAGAGCUUAAUUCUGGUGCCGUGAAUAUCUCUGCCGGAACCUCAAGAUACGAAUACGAUCGACU